AUGGCGAACCUGAGUGUGCUCUGCCUCUUGGUGUCACUGCUUCACCUGGCUCCUCUCCAGGCCUGCAGAGUAGGGACAAAGGAGGAAUGUGACGGAGCCCCUUUUGUCCCCAGUCACAGUCUCGUUGGUGAGGGUUUUAACGUGGUGACGCUUCAGCACAAAGGUGCUUACGUUAUUGACAUGCAGACCUACCUUACCCCUACCAACACCUGUACCUUGUGUACCAACCCUCUCAUGGGGAACCAACUGCAGAAACUGCCCCUGUCUGUGCUGGACUGGCGAGCCUUUAGUACUUGCAGCUCCACCUCGUCCAUUGAGAAUGACUGGAAGGUGGGCAUGGGCUUGCCUGAAGUUGCUAAUGUGCAGCUAGAGGGUAGUCAGUCAGCCGAGUCCAAGUUUGCCUCCCACAGACAAAGAGUGGACAAGACUUCGUUCACCUCCCAUCAGCUUACCUGCUCUCAUUACCGCUACCGUGUCCCUAGUGCACCUCCCCUGAGUCCAGAGUUUCAGCAACAUGUCGACUCCCUCCCCCACGAAUACUCCAUAGACACCGCCUACCUGUACCGGCGCUUUAUCAAUACCUACGGCACUCACUACAUCCAGCAGGUGCAUCUUGGUGGGAGGUUUAAAAGGGUAAUGUCGGUCCGCACUUUCUUGUCCACCUUAAACAAGAUAUCUGCUACCCAGGUGGAGAACUGCCUGAGGGUAGGUAUCUCAGUGGGUCUUGGUCAGUUAGAAGCCUCUGCAUCCAGUGACAGCUGUAGAAAAGUGCUAAAUAACCAGGACAGUGUGACAGGGUACAAUCUGGGCUUUCUGAACCACAUCACAAUGGUGUCGGGUGGAGAUGGGUGGCCAGGGGUGUUUUCCAUGACCCGAAAUGACUCAGUCGGGUUCCACAGGUGGCUAGGCAGCAUCAAGAAGAACCCCGAGAUUGUGUCCUAUUCUCUCCUCCCCAUCCACGAGCUGGUGAGCAGAGGUCACCUCCAGCGGGAGGUCAGGAAGUACAUCUUAGACAAUGGCAUGGCAAAAAAGCCCAAACCCCCAGCAUGUGGCUGGAAUCGGCCCAACCUCUCCCCAGAUUGCUGCCCACUGCACACACGCAGGGGCCGGCUCACGGUGUCGGUGCUCAGGGCCUGGGGUCUGAAGGGGGAUCUCCUUCAGACCCCACUUAUCUCCUUCUCAGGCCCGUCUAGAAGACACUCCUGUCUCCUCUUCUAA
Molecule: messenger RNA, 1218 nt
Organism: Alosa alosa (allis shad)
Lineage: Eukaryota; Metazoa; Chordata; Actinopteri; Clupeiformes; Clupeidae
Product: perforin-1-like
Exons: 4
Coding region: 1-1218 (405 amino acids)
Source: RefSeq, a predicted model, not a curated record